Molecule: messenger RNA, 3024 nt
Organism: Python bivittatus (Burmese python)
Lineage: Eukaryota; Metazoa; Chordata; Lepidosauria; Squamata; Pythonidae
Source: RefSeq, a predicted model, not a curated record
AUGGAAGAUUCCUCAUCCUAUAAGACUGUCUUUUCUUUUGGACGUUUCAAACUCCGGAAAUUACAAAAUGGUCCCGCUUCGGAGCAAGACAAUAGCAGUCCCAAAGGUUCAGCAGAUCUUCCAUCUUCCACACAAGCAGAAGAAAAUGGAUCCCUUUCAGCUCCACCCGAUUAUGAGACUUCGAUUGAUGCCUGCCCUCGCUAUGAGUUUUAUGCGCUCUCUGCACCGCCUGGACGUCGGAAGAUUCGGCCCACACUGGACAUGCUGAGGAAUGCAGAACCGGUAAGAGGUAUGGAGUCUGGGGCUAAGAAUGAAGAGGAGAAGGACGUGGAAGCUGCCGAACCGGAAGGAGAGCCUGUUCGAUUUGGCUGGGUGACAGGAGUCAUGAUCCGAUGCAUGCUGAAUAUUUGGGGUGUGAUCCUUUAUUUACGUUUGCCCUGGAUAACGGCCCAGGCUGGCAUAGGGUUAACUUGGUUGAUCAUUAUCAUGUCCUCUGUGGUGACCAGCAUUACUGGUCUCUCUAUCUCUGCAAUUUCCACCAACGGCAAGGUCAAAGCAGGGGGAACCUACUUCCUGAUCUCUCGCAGCUUGGGCCCAGAACUUGGUGGAUCCAUUGGUCUUCUCUUCUCCUUUGCCAAUGCUGUGGCCGUGGCCAUGCAUGUGGUGGGCUUCUCCGAAACAGUGAAGGACCUCCUGGUGGAAUUUGAUGCCGUGAUGACUGAUCCAGUGAAUGAUAUCCGCAUUGUGGGUGUGAUCACUGUCACCGUCCUGCUUGGAAUUGCAUUGGCUGGCAUGGAAUGGGAAGCGAAAGCUCAGGUUGUCUUCUUCUUUGUCAUUAUGGUGUCCUUUGUCAACUAUUUUGUUGGGACCUUAAUCCCUGCCACACCAGAGAGAAUGUCCAAGGGCUACUUCAGCUAUCGUGGUGACAUCUUCUUGGAGAACAUCAGGCCAGAAUGGCGAGGUGAAUCAGGCAGUUUUUUUGGCAUGUUCUCCAUAUUCUUCCCUUCUGCCACCGGGAUCCUGGCUGGAGCCAAUAUUUCAGGAGACCUGAAGGAUCCGGCAGUGGCCAUCCCCCAGGGAACACUAAUGGCCAUCUUCCUGACCACCCUCAGCUAUUUGGCCAUUUCUGCCACCAUAGGGGCUUGUGUCAUCCGUGAUGCCAGUGGAAAUCUAAAUGACACUCUUUUGGCUUCCAACUUCACCGGCAGAGACUGUGUUGGCUUGGGCUGCAGGUACGGCUGGAACUUCACUGAGUGCACCGCAGGACAGACCUGUGAAUAUGGCCUUGCCAACGACUACCAGACAAUGAGCAUGGUGUCCGCAUUCAGCCCCCUGAUCACCGCAGGAAUCUUCGCUGCUACCCUCUCCUCGGCUUUGGCUUGCCUCGUCUCUGCCCCCAAAGUCUUCCAGUGUCUCUGUCAAGACAACCUCUACCCUCUCAUUGGCUUUUUCGCCAAGGGUUACGGAAAGAAUAAGGAGCCACUGAGGGCUUAUGGUCUGACCUUCAUCCUAGCCAUUGCCUUCAUUCUCAUUGCUGAACUGAACACGAUCGCCCCCAUCAUCUCCAACUUCUUCCUCUGCUCUUAUGCCCUGAUCAACUUCAGCUGCUUCCAUGCUACCAUCACCAACUCCCCAGGCUGGAGGCCUUCCUUCCGCUACUUCAGCAAAUGGACCGCCCUCUUUGGAUCCAUCGUCUCAGUGGUCAUCAUGUUCCUGCUGACUUGGUGGGCAGCCCUCAUUGUCGUCGGGGUCAUCAUUGUGAGCUUGGCGUAUGUCACCUACAAGAAACCAGAGGUGAACUGGGGCUCCUCAGUGCAGGCUGGUACCUACAACAUGGCUCUGUCAAAUGCCAUGAACCUGACCAAUGUGGAGGACCACGUCAAGAACUUCCGGCCUCAGUGUUUGGUCCUCUCAGGUCCUCCCAGCUUUCGACCAGCCCUGGUGGAUUUUGUUGGCGCCUUCACCAAAAACAUCAGUCUCAUGAUAUGCGGAAAUGUGGCUGAGCUACAUGAUUCCUCCUGCGUCGGGGAUUACGACGAGCAACUCCAGUGGCUCGGCACACGGAAAAUCCGCUCGUUCUACAGCUACAUCACAACCGGAGACUUACGAUCGGGAGCUAGAAGCCUUAUGCAGGUUUCGGGUCUAGGACGUCUAAAACCCAACACAGUCAUUCUUGGUUAUAAGUGUGAUUGGCAGACCGACUCUCCCCACAACCUGGAGAAUUAUGUGGGCAUAAUACAUGACUCCUUUGAUUUCGGCGCUGGAGUCUGCCUGCUUCGGAUGCAUGACGGGCUGGAUAUGUCGCGGACGGUGAAAGCCCAAGUGAACCUGGGUUUUGAAGACACAGAAGCCGCCUUGGGGAAGGAAAAACAGAAACGUGACAUGUACAAAGUUGGUGCCGAUGCCCACUUGGAAACAGUGUUCCAGAGCAAGCAGAAGAAGAAAAAUAUCGACAUAUAUUGGCUGUUCGAUGAUGGUGGGCUGACCCUCCUCAUCCCCUAUCUCCUGACCCGCCGGAAAUGCUGGAGGCAGUGCAAAGUCCGAGUCUUCAUCAGUGGGCAGAUCUCUAACGCCGAGGAACACAGAGAAGAGAUCAGGUUUCUAUUGGACAAAUUCCGCCUGGGCUUCAACGAGGUUGUGGUGCUGCCUGAAAUAAUGUGGAAACCAGAGGAGACAAGUUGCAAAGAAUUUGAGGACCUUAUAGCUCCAUAUCGUCUCAACGAGGGCCAAAAAGAUACUGAAACUGUAGAAGCAGUGAAGAAGGAAAUGCCAUGGAAAGUCACCAGUGAAGACCUCAGAAUCUACAAGAAAAAGUCUGAACAGCACAUGCGUCUUCAUGAGGUUCUACAAGAUCACUCCCACAAUGCAGCCCUCAUCGUCAUAAGCCUUCCAGUGGUACGUAAAGGAGCCUGUCCCAGCUCCCUCUACAUGGCCUGGCUUGAGACAGUCUCCAAAGACUUGCGUCCACCCGUUGUCUUCAUCCGGGGGAACCAGGAGGCUGCACUCACCCUCUACUGCCAAUAG